AUGGCAGAGUUAACAGAACAUUUCCGCACGUCUCGCCGCUGGACUCUUUACUUCUCCACCCAUAGAAACCCUCGGCGAUGCGUUGCGAUGGCAAGGCAUGUUCACCGCGAACAAAUAGUUCCGAACCGGUGGUUGCAUGCUGCCACCCUGGAAAGAUUCGCCAGAAAACCCAUCAGCCGCAAGACUCUUAACGCGCUCGCAUUCCCAGAUCUCUGCGAGAAAAAUUCUCUCUUUGCUAGUGCAAACUAUGUCAAGAACGAGUUGCCAACUCGCCUGUCACAUCGAAUCGUAGAUAUGAAGGAACUGCCAUAUUUUGUUCUUACCGCGCCAAGUAUUCAUCAUGUCUAUCAAAUCUACAUCGAUGCCUUCUCUUCAUGCUCACAAUUCCCGCCCAUCACCUCACUCGGGCAGGAGGCCCUCUUUUGUGAGCUGCUCAAAAAAAUUGUUUCUGAUAGCGCGGAGGUCGUGCAGUUAGUAGCAGAAGGCCUGUUUCAGUCAAGAAUGAUUUCACAACGUCUGGGUCUCCAUAAAAAUCAGCAUCUACACGUCCAGCUGCAGGAAUGGGUAGAGAUAUUGAUGGCUAGUAGGAUUGGAAGACGAGUGCUUGCCGAACAACAUAUUGCCUUGCAUGAGGCCGUCCAGCAAGGAAAUGACAUUGUAGAUAUGCAAUGCGACGUUUUGCAGUGUCUGAGUCACGCUAUCCUCGCGUCGAAGCGCGUCUCUACCUAUCACUACGGUGUCUCUCCAGAAGUCUUGAUCAGUGGAUGCGACGUCAUUCACCUGCCGUUCGUGAGAGCUCAUCUUGAAUACACUUUAUUUGAGCUACUAAAAAAUGCUAUGCGGGCCACAGUGGAACAUGCCGGGGGCAAGCGUGGAUCGGUGUUUGCUCCACCUGAAGAACUUCCAGCUGUACAUGUGCUUGUAGCUAGUGGUCCAAGCGAGCUUACAAUAAGGAUAUCCGAUGCCGGUGGAGGCCUAAAACAAGGCGACAAAGAUAAAAUAUUUCAGUAUGGCUACACAACCGUUGGAGAUCAUGCUGCGAUUGAGGUUGCUGAGUCUGUCGCUGAAGAAUCUUUCCUUGGCAAUGCGCUUUCGGAUCGUGUAGCCCCUAUGCAGGAAUCCCCGAUGGCUGGUCUUGGCUUUGGGCUUCCAAUGAGCCGGUUGUAUGCUCGCUAUUUUGGCGGGGAUACGAAAGUAAUUAACCUUGAAGGGUAUGGAUGCGAUGUGUACGUGACCCUCUCCCGAACUGGGGACGUACUUGAGAAUAUCCUAGUAUAGUUCGAAACACUACAGUACAGUGACACCCUUGUGUCUCUAACGGAACGAGUGCUUGAACGUUUUGUCGAGUGCGUGAUAGACAACAAAGUACUGUACAAAAAGGCUGCGAUGACUGCAAAUAUUAGCAGUAAGACGUAGAAACCAUGAAAAGAAACACCCAUGUUACAACAGCUCUGGAUAUAGCAGCUU
This is a messenger RNA of Chondrus crispus (carragheen), 1467 nucleotides long. RefSeq lists its product as hypothetical. Bases 1 to 1278 code for a protein of 425 amino acids. Lineage: Eukaryota; Rhodophyta; Florideophyceae; Gigartinales; Gigartinaceae. Gene Ontology annotation, biological process: regulation of glucose metabolic process; protein phosphorylation. Gene Ontology annotation, cellular component: mitochondrion. The transcript is spliced from 5 exons. The record is from RefSeq and is a predicted model, not a curated record. Gene Ontology annotation, molecular function: pyruvate dehydrogenase (acetyl-transferring) kinase activity.